AUGGGGAAUGAAAAGAUACGGUCAAAGAUAACUGGUGCAAAUAAGCCACGACCACGUGACAUUGAUUUGAAUCCUCAACCCUUCAUCCAAAGUCAUAGACGCCGAGUCGUUCCACAACCUGAGAUCCACAGGCUUCCACAGAUAGAGCGCACUCAAUCGUGGGAAUGGAAGGAGGCGCAAAGAGAAAGACCGUCGAGAGAAAGCCUUUACAGGGGUCUUCCCGAAGUUGUAACCCUUUCAACUUCCUAUUUUGGCAAAAAUGAUUCGAUUAAGCCUCGCAGAUCGUUGAAAUCUCCCCAACCAAUAGCGCUUCACAAAAAACCUUUUUAUCCAGCUGGUGUGGUGCAUUCACAAAUCGGAGAGGAGAAUAGGCCGCAGGUUGCUGUUGCCAGGUUGGCUUAUCGACUGCCUGAGACGAGACAGGUUAUGAGGGCUCGAACCCUCUCAGAGCCUUCUAGAACACCGAAUUUCCAUGUCGAUAACUCAAACCAGCACAUUUAUAGGCGAGGCUCUCUUCCCCCUAAGUGUCUUAACCUUCAACUCUGUACUUUUACAGGAAAUACCGUAGACGAUGACAAAAAGAAGGCUCCAAAGGAAUCCGAGGCCCUGAAAGCGGCCAAAGAGGUGACUAAGGUGAGUCAGAACGUCGCCGAUGCCGCCUCCGUGGCUGGGGGUUCUGGCGCACGCGCCUCCGACAUCCGCAACCGCUUUGAAAGGGGCGAGAAUUUUCAGGAGGCUGACAAAUCAAAGGAGGUACGUAAACGCAAGACAAAGCUGAAGUACGCCGGUGUGGGAAGCAUGAAGGAUAAGUUUAUGCAAGAGGCAGCACGUGCGGUGAAUGGAUCGCAGGAUGGACAACCACGCAAGUUGAAGGAAAUCACACCGCCCAGGGAGGGUGUCGCUGUGGGCGUGUUGGAGAGUCAACCGACAGCGAGACCGGAAGGUGUGGAGGGCGCAGACACCGGGGAGAGCACAGUGACGGACUACAUUGGCAUUGGAAAGAAGACAAAGGAUAUGCGAGAGAGAUUCAAACGGCUUGAGCAGACUGGCGGCGUGGUAGAGGAAGAAAAUGGGGAGAAAAAACCCGUAGAAUCCGAGGAGCUCCGUCAAGUUGCAACCGAGGCUACUCGCUCUGCAAAAGCGCGGUGGAAGGACAUUGAAUCGGGCAAAGUGGAGACAAAGAUAGAAAAGACAAAGAUCGAUCUGGGCAACAGCUCUCAAGGUGGAGUCUACGAGAAUGAGCCAGAUAGUCUGCUGGACAUUGCGCGGAGUGAAGAGAGGGAUGACGCAGCCCAUCUAGUUGUUACCACAAGUGCGGCUGAGAGGAAAAAUGCCUUCCUCAAGAAGGCCACUGAGGAGAGCAAAGUUAAGCGUCUCGAUCCUAAGGCCGAAUUGCAAGAACUGGCGAGUAGAGAGAGGAAUUCGAUCUACGAGAGCACACCAGCAGCCCGGCCAGAGGACGUAGUCACAGCAGACUCCGGUGUAGAUGACUACCUGAAUCUCUCAGGUGCGAAAUCCAUUCGGGAGAAGUUCCAGGACCCCAGUAAACUACAGCGUGAAGUGAAGAAAACAACGAUUGAGCUUCGAGGAGAAGGUGGAGUUUACGAGAAUGAGCCCCGGCAGCGCGAUGAUGUCAUUCGAAGUGGUGACGUGGAUGAUACACCUACUCCUGGAGAUGUGAAAUGGGCUUCCGCGGCUAAAGAACGCUUCAUGAAGGACGCUGAGGAGCGAGCAAAAGCGGUGAAGCGAAAUGAGAAAAUUGUCUUGGUGGAGGGCGCGGUGGGACCGACAGUGUUCGAGAGUCAACCCACCAAUUCUGCUGCAGACGCGAAGGCGGAUCAGGAUGAAGAUGAGCAGUUGGUGGGCGCAUUUGCCUCCAACGCCAAACAGCGCUUUCUCGAGAGGCAGAAGGAGGCCGAAGAGGCUGGCAAAAAGAAGGCCACUCCAGGCAUGAUCGACAUUUGGAGUGAAAUGCCAAAAGAAAGUGGCGUAUUUGAGAACGUGCCUGCUGCACGCAAGGAGGGUAUCAUUGUCUCCGGCAUGCACUCAGACGAUGAGGAGGAGGAUGAAGAGGAUGAAGAAGACUAA
Molecule: messenger RNA, 2088 nt
Organism: Echinococcus granulosus
Lineage: Eukaryota; Metazoa; Platyhelminthes; Cestoda; Cyclophyllidea; Taeniidae
Exons: 8
Coding region: 1-2088 (695 amino acids)
Source: RefSeq, a predicted model, not a curated record